UUACAGUAAAACCCCCAAAACAAACAAAGGACCCCACCAAAUUCUGUAAAGGAGGAGGUGGUUUAUAUAAAGAAGCUUACGCUUACAAUUUCUUGCCUUCAACAACAAUUCGGGCAGUGUGCUUGUGGGAGACCCCUAUGAGACAUGUCGUUAUUGGACCUCUGUUGGCUGAGUCCCUGCCAGACGAGAUCACCCAUGGUCCAGUGGCUUAACACGCAGUCCCCAACCACACCAAGCUGCAGCCCAGUGGUCACACCUUCUUCACCCAAGCCACCGCCUUCUCCCCUCUCUCUGCCUGCCGCCAUAGUGGACAAGCCGCUGGAAAGCGUUGUCAGUCGGAAGGCUCGAGCAGUGUAUCCGUGUGAAGCAGAACACAGCUCAGAAUUGUCUUUUGAAAUAGGAGCAGUUUUUGAGGAUGAGUCUCCAGCCAAGCCUCCUCUGUGUGUCAGGUUUGCCAGAUCUGAGUUACAGAAGAGAACUCUUGUCAAAAAAUUUUGGUUUAUAGUUCCCAUGCCAUUCUUUUGCUUUACAUGAUCUUUGCUCAUUUGAAUAGUGUGUGAAUCUCUGGAUCUGGGUAUUGACUUUGUACAUUGAAGCAAGGGUGUGGAUUUUAUCCCAGUCUUUAAUAUUCACACACAUGCGUUUAGGAGCUUUGCCUGGCUUAGUAUUUCACAGAUUUCUCCUAUGGUUCAUUGUUUGUCUCUUUUCCCCCGUCUCCU
Messenger RNA from Leptonychotes weddellii (Weddell seal), 719 nucleotides. Lineage: Eukaryota; Metazoa; Chordata; Mammalia; Carnivora; Phocidae. The record is from RefSeq and is a predicted model, not a curated record.